UGUAUCCAACCAGCGACUCUUGGCUCUUGCUACAGACGUUGCAUGCUUACGUGAAGUUAGUUCAAUGUAUGUUGCAUCAUAUGUUGUGAAAAGUGUCAUUACACUUAAUGCAGGAUCAUCAGUAACUCGGCAAAUACUGGGAACGUCAUUCCGGAAUUACAGUCAAAAGAAGAAAUUGUAUGACAUAUUGAAAAGUAUGCCUAAAAAGGUGGACGUCAAAGAACUGCAAGGCAUUCGCCUUGCCCGUAAAGAGAAAUUACGUAAAUACUCUCCAUCUACAGUGUAUCUUCAAGUACUUGGAUCUGGAGCACCAGGAGCACCAAGGUCUCUCUAUGUCUUCACUGAACAAGCAAGGUUUCUCUUCAAUUGUGGAGAGGGGUCACAAAGGCUUGCGUAUGAACACAAGGUGAAGUUGGGAAUGAUGGAACAUAUUUUGAUUACUCAUAAAUCAUGGAGUAAUGUUGGAGGCCUUCCCGGAAUUCUUCUUACUCUUCAGGAUACUGGUGUUCCAGAGAUUAAUCUCCAUGGACCAGCUGGGAUUGAGUCUCUCUAUUUUGGUACUAGACACUUCAUCCGGUUUCGGGACUUGAACAUCAAUUACAGGCAUUACGCUGAAAAUAAUGGCAUCAUUGGUGAUGGCAAUGAUCCAUUGAGUAUUGAGGCUGUUCCUCUUUGGGCCAAAGAUGAAUCGUCAACUGGUGAUAGCAGUGAGAAAGAUCCCAUGGAUGAAAAUGAGGAGGAAGUUGAAGAUUUGUUUGCACAUGAGCAGCCUUGGUUGAAGAAGAAUCCAAGUCUGGGAAGGGAUAAUUUGAGCUCAGAAGAAAGAAGGGAGAAGCUUGAAGAAAGCAAAAAAUGUAAAAACCUCGCAGUUGCUUAUAUAUGUAGACCCCCUCCAAAGGCUGGAGCAUUGUUACUUGAGAAAUGUGUGAAAGCAGGAGUACCUCCUGGGCCACUGUUAGGGGACCUGAAGAGGGGGCAGAAUGUCACAUUACCCAAUGGAAAGGUUGUUUUAGCAUCAGAAGUCACAGCUCCAGAUGAUCCUGGUCCUGUUUUUAUUGUUGUGGAGGCUCCAACUGUGGCAUAUUUAGAUUCAUUAUUAAAUUGCAAAGCAUUCACCAAGUAUCAAGCUUCAGCAACCAGUGAUGGAGAUUUGGCAGAAGUAGUGGUUCACUUCACACCUUCACAUGUCGUUAGUGACCCUCGCUACCAGGAGUGGAUGUCACGAUUUUCUCCUUCCACAAAUCAUUUGUAUAUAAAUGAGGGCAGCCAGUGCAUGGGGUCAGAAGCUGUUCAUCGAAUACAGUACAAACUAAAUCUACUCAGUGAACAUCUUUUCCCUCUACUUAAAGAUCAGAGUAUUCCAGUAAAAAAAUUGCAAGAGGCCCCAUGUUGUGGUGAUAAAGAUGGCUCUGGCAAUCAGGAUGGACUUAAUGGAAAUAGUCAUCAGACUGAUAAUUCUGUGGAAAGUAACCAUGUAACUAAAGACAACACUGCUGCUUCUGUUUUGAAUACAGAAUAUAUCAUAGGGCCUGCGCAUCAAGCAACAACAUUAAUGACCUAUCAUAUAAGACCCAGGAAGAAACUUGACCGGUAUGUUAAGAUAUAAUUUUCCAUUUUGAUUUAAGAAUGUUAUGCUAUGGAGAACUUUGAGUCGGCACUGGAAGAAACAAAGUCGAAGCUGAUGGAGAGUAUGGGCAAUGCAGAAGGAUCUAACAGUUAUCCUAACGUCAUCUUCUUAGGAACUGGUUCCUGUAUUCCCAACAAAACUCGAAACACUUCAGGAAUAUUGAUGAAUCUGAGCUCCGACAAAACUCUGAUAAUGGACUGUGGCGAAGGAACAUACGGACAGUUAGUAAGAUUUUUUGGUUUAUCUGAGUCUGAGAAGGUGUUGCGACAACUGGCUGCUGUUUAUGUUAGCCAUCUUCAUGCUGACCAUCACAUCGGAUUUGUCCGAUUACUGUUGGCCAGACGACAAGCAUUCAAGCAUGCUGGAUUUGAAAGUGUACCAAAGCUGUUACUUCUAGCUCCUCAAAAAAUCAUUGCUUAUCUGCAUUCUUAUCACCAAAACUUUGAGCCUAUAUUACAAGACUUUACUUUAGUUGGGAACCAGAGAUUUUUAUUUGCUGAUUUUAAGUUUAGUGAUUCCUAUACUGAAAUUCGAGAACAAUUAGACAUGAAAUCCAUUGAUAUGACAUAUGUGAUACAUUGCCCCAACUCAUUUGGUGUAGCAUGGACUCAUAAAGAUGGAUGGAAAGUAGCUUACUCUGGAGAUACUAUGCCAUGUGAAGAGUUUGUUAGAAUAGGUAAGUUAUAUUGUGUCAAAAAUUGUGAUUUGUUGAUCCAUGAAGCCACAAUGGAAGAUGAAUUGGAGGAGGAUGCUAGAAUUAAGACACACUCAACCACGUCACAAGCUAUUCAGGUUGGGCAUGACAUGAAUGCUCAUCACAUUUUGCUCACUCAUUUCUCACAACGGUAUGCUAAAGUACCGCUUCUACAGUCAGCUGUUCCAGAGAAUGUUGGGAUUGCUUUUGAUAAUAUGAAGGUCUGCCUUCAUAAUUUUCCAAAGUUGCAUCACAUGUAUAAGGCUUUGGUAACAAUGUUUGCUGAAGACUACGAUGACAUGCUAGGGAAAACUGCUAAAAAACGUGCUGCCCGUGAAAAUUUGAAAGCCCAAAUGGAAAGCCUCAUUGCAAAGAGUAAUAUUACGGAAAGUGUCUCGAAAAAGCAGAAAGUAAAUACGUAAGGUGUGAGAUUAAUAUUUAUUUAUUAAAGUAUUUGUAAACUUUACAUUCACUAAAGUUGAUUUUGUACUCAGGUUAGCAUUUUUAAUGUGAACCUAAUGUGCAGGUCUUGCAAAGCACACCAUACACCAUCAUAUUUUAUUUGGGGAUCUUCCUGUACGUACAGACAUUCUUUCCAUUACUGAAAAAGCAGUGAUGACUUUGCCAGUUAGAAUCACGACUGGUACCUGUGAAUGUGUUUAUGAAUUGUGUAUAUACUGCAGUUUAGCUAAAGGGCAGUUGGUCUUAGCCCUGAUUUAGCUUAAUAUAUUAUAUAUAUUUUGUAACAAAUACUGUACAGUGUUGACUAUAACUGAUUUAUACUUCUUAGUAAUAGAAUGCUCUGAAAUUUUGAUGUAGGUAACCAUCAAGGAAUUGUCCAUUCCAGAAGUAAAUCUUAUACAGUAACACAAAGAAUUUUAUUUUAACUUCUAUCUUCCUAUGAAUUGGAUGGAACAAAAGUAUAUACAGUACUGUACAUACAUACGUAUAUGUAUUUUGUUAAUUUUGAGGGGAAACGACCUUCAAUUUAUCUGCUUACGAGUACAGGCAGUCCCCGGGUUACGACGGUUCGGCUUACGACGUUCCGAGGUUAAGGCGCUUUUCAAUUAUAUUGAUCAGUAAUUAUUUCCAGGGUUACGACGCCUACAACUCUGAUCUGGCAGAAGAAAUAUGACACAAAGACUGCAAAAUAAUCAAUAUUUGAAGGUUUUUUGAUGAAAAAUGCAAUAAGAAUACAGUUUACAUAAUUUUUAAUGCACCUAAAGCAUUAAAAGUAAGGUUUUCUUAGGAUUUUUGAUGAUGUUCCAGCUUACGACGAUUUUCGGGCUACAAUGCGUCUCAAGAACGGAACCCUCGUCGUAACCCGGGGACUGCCUGUAUUGGUAAAAGAAAGUAAAUUUGAAUUUACAGAACACUUUAAAUAUAGUUUUAAUAUGAGACAGUGUAUUUUGUGUAGAAACUUAUAAACAUUACUUAAUUUCAUUUUUAGAGUGGUAUGUGUGUGUUGUUGCAGAUUUGUAUUGCUUAAAUGUUAGCUCUUAAUUUGAAUACUUGUCCUUUUUUACACAGUCUUCUGCGUUAUGUAUUUUUGUUUGACCUAAUUUCAAUUUUCCUUGCUUCCACAGUCGGAAGUAGUACUUGUUCAUUAAAACACAACAUGAUCUUCGAUCCCUUUGUUGAAUUUAGAUGUGAAAGUAUAAAAUUGUUUGUGCCAGAAGAGUGAUCAGUUAUGGUACUGUUUGGUAAUUUUUUGGCUGGUAAAAUCUAACUUCCUUAACACAAGCCAAAAAGAGACAUGUAUCAGAAGAGCAAAGUACAAUCUGAAUUUGAAAAGAGAAACUUCCACAUUCAGACAAAAGGUAAAGGAGAUAAAGGACAAACUAAAGGUAAAAAUAAAGAUGAGGGUCCAGUUACUAUGGGAGGUUAAGGCUUCAUAGAAAAAGUGGAUGUAAGGCAACUGUAGAGGUCAAGAAUGAUAAAUUAAGCAUCAUGGAAUAAUAAUGACAUUCUUUGAAAUGCAGUGACAGUGUGGAGCUCCUGCACUCGAGGUGUCCCCCUGUAAGAGACUGCAGAGAACUCCUUUUAUGACGAGAAAAAGUCUGUUACUGAAUUCGACUAAUGAGGCUAAAGCUUAGGAGCUGAAUGUGUGGAAAAAGUAAUCGGAGGAAAGUGAUCGACCCUAAGGAUUAGAAGUUCAAGGUUGUCCACUUGGUUGUUUGCAGAAAUUAAGCACUUUGAUUUCAGGAAUUCUAUGAAAAUUACUACAUUUCUUCUGACCAUAAAUACUUUGAAAUAAGAAAAAUAC
This is a messenger RNA of Macrobrachium nipponense, 4587 nucleotides long. It is a transcript of the gene RNaseZ, whose product is annotated as ribonuclease Z, mitochondrial-like. The record is from RefSeq and is a predicted model, not a curated record. Gene Ontology annotation, cellular component: mitochondrion. Gene Ontology annotation, molecular function: 3'-tRNA processing endoribonuclease activity. Gene Ontology annotation, biological process: mitochondrial tRNA 3'-end processing. NCBI's taxonomy places the organism in Eukaryota, Metazoa, Arthropoda, Malacostraca, Decapoda, Palaemonidae. The transcript is spliced from 14 exons.